Molecule: messenger RNA, 517 nt
Organism: Passer montanus (Eurasian tree sparrow)
Lineage: Eukaryota; Metazoa; Chordata; Aves; Passeriformes; Passeridae
Product: cytochrome P450 2G1-like
Exons: 3
Biological process (GO): xenobiotic metabolic process
Cellular component (GO): cytoplasm; intracellular membrane-bounded organelle
Molecular function (GO): oxidoreductase activity, acting on paired donors, with incorporation or reduction of molecular oxygen, reduced flavin or flavoprotein as one donor, and incorporation of one atom of oxygen; heme binding; iron ion binding
Source: RefSeq, a predicted model, not a curated record
GGCUAACCGCCUACUAUGGGAGGCAGCAGCAAGGAGACUUUCCUGCUCUUCCUCACUAUUUGCUCCAUGGCCAUGUUCUCUCUUGCAUUUUUACAGCUCAGUGAAGAGUAUGGACCCGUGUUCACAGUGCACAUGGGCUCUGACCCAGUGGUGGUGCUGCACGGAUACGACGCGGUGAAAGAAGCCUUGAUCGAUCGUGCGGACGAGUUUGCUGCCAGAGGACGUGAGCCAACUGGAGACAGGGCUAACCAGGGAUUAGGAAUUGUUUUUAGUAACAACGAGCCAUGGUUGCACGUACGGCGGUUUUCUCUCACCGCUCUGCGGAAUUUUGGAAUGGGGAAGAGGAGCAUUGAAGAGAGGAUACAGGAGGAAUCUGACUACUUGCUGGAGGAAAUCCACAAAACAAAGGGAACACCUUUUGACGCAACCUUCAUGCUGAGCUGUGCUGUCUCCAAUGUCAUAUGCUCCAUUGUCUUUGGGAGACGAUAUGAUUAUAAAGACAAGAAGUUCCUGGCUC